Messenger RNA from Thelazia callipaeda (thelaziosis nematode), 1365 nucleotides. The record is from the annotation of a GenBank genome assembly. Lineage: Eukaryota; Metazoa; Nematoda; Chromadorea; Rhabditida; Thelaziidae.
AUGCUUGCUUUUUUGAUGGGCAUCGUUGUUUACAGUAUGCGCAAUGAUUUAAGUUUUGCUAUUGUUUGCAUGGUAAACACAACUGCAAUGUUAUCCAAUGAUAGCACCACGCAUAAUGUUUGUACAAAAGUGUCAGCUCAACUCAUAAAUGACAAUGAUGAUAGAUUGUUGUGGUCAAAAGCAAUGCAAGGUUCAGUACUAAGUUCAUUUUAUUGGGGUUAUUUACUUACUCAAAUAAUUGGUGGAUAUUUGUCUCUUCGAUAUGGUCCGAAAUCAGUCAUUGGUAUAGCAGUUACAGUUACCGCCUUAUUAACUUUAAUAUCACCGAUUUCAGCAACUACAAACUUUUACUGCUUUCUGAUAAUUCGAGCUAUUAUUGGAUUGUUCCAUGGCUUAAUAUAUCCAGCAAUGCAUACUCUAUUGGCUCGUUGGACACCUCCAGAUGAAGCAAGUUUCAUUUGCGGCUUGGCAUAUUCUGGUAAGCAGCAGUUAAUAAUCUGCAAAAAAUUACAAGCGGCAAUCAAGUUGGCAAUGUUAUUAUCAUGCCUUUAUCCGCCUUAUUAUGCAAAUAUGGUUUUGCGGCUGGCUGGCCAUCCCUAUUCUACGUUGUUGGCUGUGGAUAUACCAUGGCGUCAAAUUUUGACGUCUUCGGCAGUAUGGGCUACAUUGGCUGGCCAUUGGGCAAGUGAUUUCGGUGCAUACAUAAUGAUGACUAGUUUACCUACGUUCCUAUCUGAUGUUCGUGGGAUGGAUAUUACAUCUAUGGGUGCAGUAGCUGCUUUACCAUAUGUCUUAUAUUGCAUUUGCAUAACUGCUAGUGGAGCGGUAGCGGAUUUAAUAUGUAGUUCUGGCUGGUUAUCAGUAACAAAUACACGUCGAAUAGCAAUUAUCAUAGCAUUUUGCAGUCAGGUUGGUUUUCUGAUAGCAACUGGUUAUCUGGAAUGUGAUGAUAUCUUACACACAAUUAUAUAUUUAACAUUAGGUAUUGGUCUUUCUGGUAUGGCAUAUACAGGAUAUUUAGUAAAUUAUCUUGAUAUUGCUCCGAUAUUUGCUGGACAACUGCUUGGCAUUGGAAAUACUUUGUCUUGUAUUGCUGGAAUUUUAGCACCCCUAUUAGUCGGAUUGAUUACAUCAAAGGGUACGGUUUCUGAAUGGCGUACUGUAUUCUUUAUAACAAGUGCAGUUUUGGCCGUUGGUGGAAUUAUCUUCUGUUGCUUUGUUAAUGGAGAAGUUCAACCUUGGGCUUUGCCACGUACGAAAACAAAAUCACUGAGAUCAACUGAGGAUGCCAGAAUAUUGAACAAACGCGUCAAAAACCAAAAUAUUAAAGCAUUUAGAUGUUGUAGAGAUGAAGAAUUUAAGUAA